AAUCGCACUCUCCCGGGCGGCCUCACCAAACUCUCUGCAUCUUCUUGCCUAGGAGUGCAGUACUUCAGCGACCAAUCGUGCAGCUGCUGCGAUACUACUCUCCUUGCCCACACUGCGUCGGCAUGGUGCACCGAUCUCCUGCUCCAGAAGCUACCACCGCCCUGUUCUUGGCCCUGCUACUUCUUCUCUUUCCCCGAACCAGCUCCACCACCACCACCACAGGCGGCGCUCCGAACACGGCGGCGCCAUGCGCGCCGGCGUGGUGCGGGGACUUGGCCAUCUCCUACCCGUUCUGGCUCGCAGGCACGCAUCCGCCCAAGUGCGGCUACGACCAAGGGUUCGAGGUUACCUGUGACAAAGCCAAGGCGUACCUCAAGAACUCGACCUGCACGUACCAGAUCCAGUCCAUCUUCUACGCCAUGAAUCUACUCAGAGUCGCCAUCGUCGGCCUCCUGUCGUUGGACGACGGCACUUGCAACGUCGACAAGUUCGUCAACGCCUCCUUCGUCCCCAGUCCGGCGUUCGAAAUCGAGCCCCAACAAAACCAGGAGCUGUUCUUCGUCUACGACUGCAACCUGCGAGCGCCGCAGCUGCCUCGGUCUUGGACGCCCUUGCGCUGUGGCAAUAAUGGCUCGUUCACAUGGCUUUCUGGGCAGUACAGGCCCGAAGACAGCUCCAUGGCGCUGCCGGGGAACUGCAACGUUGCGAUGAUACCGGUGGUGGCGUACGAGGGGGCGACCGCGGCAGAUUAUCAGCGGCUCGUGGAGGGAGGAUUUUUUCUUAGUUACUACCUCACGGACACUGAGGACCACUACUACUACGGCCAGUGCCAAGCUUGCUCGUACCGCGCCGGCCACGGCCAAUGCCGGACAAUUGUCAGCGACGACGGGUUCCAGUGCUACUGCUCUGACGGCGUCUACUCGACGACGGCCUGCGGAACCAAGAGGGCUAACUGGAAGACAACAAUUGUCCGACAACAGCAGCUGCAAGUUUGCUCGUUUUAUGUAUUUGCUUGUUGCUAUGGAAGAGCAAGGUGAAAAACCUUUGGUUUCUCCUUGCCAAAAAGACGAGCAGCAGCGCCAAUGACAGGAACACUGAGGCUUUAAUAGAGUCAUACGGAUCCCUAGCUCCAAAAAGA
Zea mays is the source of this 1138-nucleotide messenger RNA. RefSeq lists its product as uncharacterized. Gene Ontology annotation, molecular function: polysaccharide binding. Lineage: Eukaryota; Viridiplantae; Streptophyta; Magnoliopsida; Poales; Poaceae. The transcript has 3 exons. The record is from RefSeq and is a predicted model, not a curated record. The coding region runs from base 123 to 1037 and encodes 304 amino acids.